AUGUGGGCAGCCCAACACGCCUCCGUGCCACCGCGCACCAGCGCCAAAAACCUCGACCUAAGCACCCUCACCCAAAAGUCCAACACACCAGAAGAACCAACAACAUACCCACAGCCCACAGAAAUGUGGCUCGGCAAACACCAGCGUUCCAUACCCUCCCAGUCGUCGGAUCAGUACCAAUACUCCGUCCCUUCCCUCUCUCCCAGGUCCUCAAUCUCGCACCAGCAAGAAGACGACGAAGUAUCAAGUCAAGCUUCUGGAUCAACCUCUUUUUCAGCAACACACUACCCGUCGCAACGCCAAGGUGUGGACAGGGUACAUGUCCACAUCCUCGCCGCGGAGAGAUAUGAGCCGUCUCUGAUAGAUGGCGUGGAGGUUGAAGUUGAAGAGGCAGACCUCAAAUCGCCGUUCAUCAAUGGCCUUGACGAUGAGCCUGGUCCCGGCGUUCAUGAUUCCUUGAUCUCUUUCCACACCCAGGAACUCAAUUAUAUCGAUCAGCGCAGAAAUGUAGGAAUGCUGGAUAGUCCGCCUUUAACAGCCAGACCCGGCAGCGCAAUCCAACCCAACGAUAACAGCGAGAACGACCACGACCACACCUCAUCAUCAUUACCAUCAUCUUCUUCUUCUGCUAUCUCACAGAUUGAACCCACAGGCCCAUUAUCAAACCAACUGCACAACCUCUUCUCCCAAAUCACCCUCCUCGAAUCCUCAACCCCCACAGUCAUGGCAGCAGACCACGCCGCCCUGCAGCAACACAUUACCACCCUCGAGCUCGAAAAAUCAUCCCUCCUCUCCAAACGCGAAGCCCUCUAUUCCCUUCGAGACGAAGACGUCUCAAACCUCAUCAAGAUCCGCGGCCUACUAUGCGAAGAACGCCGCGCCCACGAAGCGCUCCGCAAACUUCGCGAUGAGGAUUUACAAAAUGUCCUUGAACUCCGCAACAAACUUGCGCAGGCGACGUGGGCGAAUCAGAGCCGUUUGGUCUCGUCCCCUCCUUCUGCCGUCAGCACAAUAGGAUCCAUCAGUUACCGAAGAAUGGAAAAGGCGCAAUCACUGAGCUCGGCUCAGAGUAGUAACCAGGACCUGUGGCAAACGGCCAAAACGGCGGCACUGGAACAGCGGGUUCUGGAGCUGGAGUCUGCGAAUGCCGAUUUGCGGCAGAAGAUUGAGAAGAGUGGGAAUGAGAUAAUGCAUUCUUCUCCUUCUACUGCUGCUGCUGUUGCUUCAACCGUUGGGUAUGACCAGCAGCAACAACAACCGGGCGUCGCUGCGCUGGCUGAAUUGGGUCUGCGCGCGAUGCGGGAGCGUGAAAGCCACAGCGCGGAGAUUGAGGAUGUGAAGUGCGAGAAUUUGAGGUUAAAGCAGCAGGUCCAGAAGAUGAAGUAUCAACUAGAGACGUCGCAGGCUGUUAUUGAGUGUUUUUCGCAGAUGCUGAAAUCGCAUUGA
Molecule: messenger RNA, 1446 nt
Organism: Talaromyces marneffei
Lineage: Eukaryota; Fungi; Ascomycota; Eurotiomycetes; Eurotiales; Trichocomaceae
Exons: 1
Coding region: 1-1446 (481 amino acids)
Source: RefSeq, a predicted model, not a curated record